CCAGACGUCUGUCGGCGUUGUCAAGGAAAUCAUCAAACAAACGAGCAUAGAGAUCAACCAGUAUUCGGCAACAUUAUGGAGAACCCUCUUCCCGACCCGCGACCUCCGGGAUCCGGUCCUGAUGCCAUCAUGGUCCCUGCCAAGCACUUCUAUACAGAGGCGCAGAUCCAGCUUCGGUUGCAGCAGAUCGGGAUGGAUGAGGCGAAGGAUAUGCCGGCCAGGUUGCAGGGAAUCAGCAUGUUGGAUGAUGUUAGAAAAGCACUUUUGAUGCCCCAGAGAACUCUCAAUACAGCGAUCCAGAUCUUCCACCGUUUCCGUCUCCUUCAUGCAAUCACAGUGGAGAGCGGCUACGUCCUCAUUGAGGUCGCCUGUGCUUGCUUGCUUCUGGCAGCUAAAAUUGAGGACACUCUCAAGAAGCCCCGGGAGAUUGUGUGUGCCGCCCAUAAUAUGGGAAAAGCCAGCUCUGAGCACAUCAACUCCGAUGAUCCCAUCCUCGAGGCAUCCUCCAAAAAUAUCGUUGCUCUCGAGCGGCAGAUGCUGGAAGCCAUCGCCUUUGACUUCAAGUUCAAGUCGCCCCAGGCAAUCACCACAAAGUUCGGCAGGAAGUACUGUGGGUUUACGAAGGAGGACAAUCAAACUUCAUGGCACCUCGCGGUGGAUAUCUACCGCACAUGGGGCCCGUUGAAGCACACAUACACGGAUAUUGCCCUCGCGUGCUGUGAACUAGCGGGUCGUCUUCUCGAGAAAGAUAUGACCGUGUAUGAGACGGAACACCGGGCAAAGCUCUAUGGGAAUUACCAGUGUAGCCGGCUAAUUGUGUUGGAGAUCCUCCUUGACCUGAUCGACCUCUACCAACACCAUCGAAACACCACCAAAUGGGGCCAGAAAUAUCCCCCCGAACUCUGGACAUCCAUCCAAUCCUCCCUCGAAUCCGAGCGCGCUGCCGCCAACCUCCCACGCUACCGUCUUUCGCCCCAAGAAGCCGAGAACCUCGCCGCCGCCCGCGAGAACCGUGAGCCGCGCAACUUCACCAACCCCGGCCGUCCCAUCGGCUCGCAAUCCCAAUCGGCCGCGCUCAUGGCGGCGAUAGGGGCGCGGAGCCAGACGGGGACGGUACGGUUCCUGUUCAACUCGGAGGCGGCGAGGGAAGAGGAGCGGGUGGUGAGUCGGUUCUUCGAGGACGUGUAUGAGGAGGUGGAGGUGGAGAUCGACAGUGAUGGGAAUGAGAUCCCGGGGACGGAGAGGCCCGUGAAGCGGAGUCGGUUGGAUAGGGGGAGUGAGAUGGGGCCGUCCGGGACGAGGGACGAGUGAG
Eremomyces bilateralis CBS 781.70 is the source of this 1312-nucleotide messenger RNA. Its product is annotated as cyclin-like protein. Gene Ontology annotation, molecular function: cyclin-dependent protein serine/threonine kinase activator activity. Gene Ontology annotation, biological process: regulation of transcription by RNA polymerase II; positive regulation of DNA-templated transcription, elongation. NCBI's taxonomy places the organism in Eukaryota, Fungi, Ascomycota, Dothideomycetes, Eremomycetales, Eremomycetaceae. The transcript has 5 exons. Gene Ontology annotation, cellular component: nucleus; cyclin/CDK positive transcription elongation factor complex. The record is from RefSeq and is a predicted model, not a curated record. The coding region runs from base 76 to 1311 and encodes 411 amino acids.